This is a messenger RNA of Ogataea philodendri, 1839 nucleotides long. RefSeq lists its product as uncharacterized. The record is from RefSeq and is a predicted model, not a curated record. Lineage: Eukaryota; Fungi; Ascomycota; Pichiomycetes; Pichiales; Pichiaceae. Gene Ontology annotation, biological process: endocytic recycling; retrograde transport, endosome to Golgi; Golgi to vacuole transport. Bases 1 to 1839 code for a protein of 612 amino acids. The transcript has a single exon. Gene Ontology annotation, cellular component: GARP complex. Gene Ontology annotation, molecular function: syntaxin binding.
AUGCAUUCUGGUGAGACGGUGGCCACGACGCCCCAAUUGACCCACAGAAUUUCCAGGCGGUCCAUCUCGAAGCAUGUUCAGCCGUUCAAGGACAAUCCGGACGCUUUAGACUGGCUCCGUCGCAAACUCAAUCCUGAGUGGGAGAUCGACGUUCGUGGCGAGCUCGACGAGGGAGACGACAACGGAGUCGAUCUACUUAUGGACAAGCUUGUUUCUGAGAACGUCAACACCGUCCAGGAGUACCGAUUUUUGUCCACGCUCAAUCCGCAGCUCGACACGCUUGAUUACGACUCAAAUUACGCCAAGUUCAGCGAGCUCCAGUCCACAAUUAAAAACACAAGAACCUAUUUGAAACCUUUGUUUGAUUAUUUGCUGGAUUUCGAACAGAACCUCGACAAAUUGUCCCGCGAAAUGGAGUUUCUGCAGAAACGGUCGGAUCUGCUGAAUGUGCAGAUCACUCGUAAACAGCAGCUGGACGUGAAAUUGACUCCCGUGAUUAACGAUUUAAUUAUCCCACCCUCGGUGAUCAACUCAAUUGUCACCGACAAGGUGGACGAGCGGUGGGUGGAGAAUAUCACCUUUUUGGCCGAAAAGAAAGAGAUCUACUCCAAGUACGCGGGCGAGAACCAGCCAAAGUCGCUGCCGGAGCUCGUGAAACUGCUCGAUCUGAUGGAACUCAAGGUGAUUGAACGUGUUCGGGACUUCAUGGUGACCCAAAUUAAGGAACUGCGGAAACCCAACACUUCGUCCCAGGUGGUGCAGAACCAGAUGCUUGAGGUGAAGGAGGUGUUCCCGUUUUUGCAGAAGAAAAACCCCAAGCUCAGCAACGAGCUGUGUCAGGCGUACUGCUACACCAUGAGAUGGUACUACCACCAGAACUUUGUCAAGUACUUGUCGUCGCUGGAACGGAUAAAGGUGUACAAGGUGGACAAGAACGUGCUGCUGGGGUCGCUGGACGAAGAGUCCGGGUCGUCGAAUUCUAGCUCGCUAUUUGGCUACGCUAACCAGAAGUUCGAGGUCACCUCGAACGAAUAUCUCAUCAACCUGACGAAACGCCUGGAGGUGCUAUCGAAGGGCGACGAGACGGUGAUGCCGAGCCAGAUCGCGGAGACCAUGAACAUCAAGCACUGGCUCGAGAGCGUGUUCCGCGACUUCAAUCUGGCGUUGUUGGAUAACGUUUCUGUGGAGUACCUGUUCCUGAACGAGUUCUUCCAGCUCACACGCAGCGAGCAGCUGAAUGAUAUUAUCAAGACCAUCUUCAACCCUGUUUACCAGCUGGGCCACAACUACACCAAGUAUUUGAUUUCAAACUCGUACGACUACUUUGGCGUGCUGAUCGCGAUCCGGCUCACACAGCACCUGGAGUACGAGCUGCAGCACCGGCGCAUCCCUGUGAUGGAGGACUACCUGAACUACCAGCUGAUCAUCCUGUGGCCCAAGUUCCAGAACCUAAUAGACCAGAACUGCAUGAGUAUCAAGAAGGCUGUGUCGUCAUCUGUGCUGAUCAAGAGCGUCACCAAGAACAUCAUGAUUCCGAUGGGGCUGACGCAGAACUUUGGCCGUGUGCUGCUGGCGCUUCUACAGCUGUCCAACAACCUAAUAGAGCAGGAGACCUCGGAGCCUCUGACAAACUCGAUUGUGCGGCUGCGGAGCGAGUUCGAGAGCACGUUAAUGAAGCUGAGCGCGUCGUUCGACCCGAAGAAGCGCGAGAUCUUCCUGUACAACAACUUUGCGUUGGUGCUGACGAUUCUGGGCGACUUGGACCAAUCGGAGAAGGUCAACACCGACGAGGUGAGCCAUUUCCAAAAUCUUGUAGACGCAUACACAAACUCCGCAUAA